CAUAAAUAUAAGACAUAAUAACAACAGUACGACAACAAUGGCGGCGGUACAUCAAGCGAAUUUAUUUUCUCGAUGUGUCGUUCGUUAUACUGACCGCGAAUAUACAAAUUGAACCAAAAAAAUAAUAAUCAAGAUUAUUAAAUUUCAAAAAUAAUGAACCAACAAGGUGAUGAAGGUGCUGAUGAAGGUGAAUCUUCUUCUUCCUCUUCUCCAAGUGUCCAAGACGCUCUAGCAAAUUUCCGUGAGCAAUGGCAGCGAGAGUUAAAAAUAUCUCCGAAAAAAGAAGUACCCAGUCACUCAGCCAAGUCGUCAAUUGACCAUGAACUAUCAACAGAAGAUAGGGCCAAAGAUUUAUUCCUCAAAGGUAUUGAGUACGAGAGAAAUGGAGAGUUGUAUGAUGCAAUUAAAUUUUAUAAACGCGCUGUAUCAUUGGUCCCGGACAUCGAGUUCAGGUUAUACGAGUCUAUGAAACCAAAGAUCAAAGAAAAGGUUGAUAGUAGUGAAGAAAAACAGAAAAUAAUCGUUGAUUCUGGCGAUGCGUAUGACAAUGACGAGGUUGAUGUCAGCGAAGAUGGUGCGCUGGUUGCUAAACUAUCGAGAAUUGUCAAUAGGAAUCAGUGGGUCUGUUUUCCCCGCUUUGAGCAGAGCAUGACUCACAUGUCUGCACUACCUCUGGAGAUAAUUUUGUACAUUUUACGAUGGGUCGUGUCAUCAGAACUAGACAUGCGUUCAUUAGAAAUGUUUUCUCGCGUUUGUCGCGGAUUUUUCAUCUCUGCACGGGACCCGGAGCUCUGGAGACUUGCCUGCGUUAGAGUCUGGGGAGUAAACUGCGGGCAGUAUGAGCCUAGAUAUCGCUCCUGGAGGGAUAUGUACUUAAAACGUCCCAGGUUAAGGUUCCACGGAUGCUACAUCAGUAAAACGACGUACAUUAGACAGGGAGAAAACAGUUUUCAGGAUGAAUUUUAUCGGCCUUGGCAUCUUGUUGAAUAUUUUAGAUAUAUUAGAUUUUUUCCAGAAGGACGAGUUUUGAUGUUAACAUCAACGGACGAUGCCCAAAGUUGUGUUAACGCAUUAAAAUAUCGUAAUCCGCGUAAUCUUUCAGUGCUGGUUGGCCACUACAGGCUUCACGACAAUCGCGUUACGUUGGUGAUGAAAAAACAGGAGAUUAAAAGUAAUAUUAGCAAUAAUUACAAAAAGAAAAAACGAGAAGUUGUACACGAUAGUGGGGAACAAACUUUUCACCUGGAAUUGGAAAUUCAAAGUUUUCACAAGAAAAACAACUGGCAAUUGCCGUGGAUUUGUUACAACAUAUUUACUCAGUACAAAAAUGGCCAACAAGCGACAGCAUGUCUGAAUGUUUACAAUCGUUACCCACCAUUGAGAUUCAGUAGAGUAAAGAGCUACACCCAAGAAAGCGAAUUGCCACUGCAAUAAAUUCAGCUCUUUAAAAUAGUGUUGAUUACACUAGAUUAUUAAUUACCCAGGUAUUGAAAUAUUGUAAUUAGUACCGCAAAAAUAUUUUUUAAUAAUUAAAAGUUUAAAAUUAUUUUAGUCGAGUAAAUAAUUUGUUUUACUAUCGAAGAGAAUUUUAUGGUAACAAUUACAAUUUAUUAUGGGAAUGGUUCUCAUAUCGUAUGGUAACAUAUUUUUUUUUAUAUCGAUUAUAGAAAUGGUAUUCUAUUUUAUUGAAUUUAAUUUACGACCAGACUUUUUAAUUCUUUUGUUUGAAAGGAAUACGGCUUUACUGAUCUGCUUAAUUGACAUAUAUUUAUUGAAAACCUUACUGUCGUAUAAGUAGUUACAUGUGGAUUAAUAUUAUUUAAUGCGCACUGUAAUACUAUACUUGUAUUGUAAGGACUCUUUUAGUCAAAGAUGUUAAUAUUAUAAAUACGGUUUCGCCCCGAAUAUACUUGCUGGGCUCAUCAGUAAAGUUGAUGCAAGUAUAUUCUACUUUAGACCGUUGAAAAGAUGUUAAAAAAAUUGUCGGUGAAUCCUCAAUAUGAUGAUGGUGGUGCAACAAGUUUCCUAGCUUAUUGUCAUAUUUUAAGAGGAUUACGUUGAUUUUAUAUAGCCUUGUAUUAUUUUAUUUUAUUGAAUUUAAUUUACGACCAGACUUUUUAAUUCUUUUGUUUGAAAGGAAUACAAUACAAGUAUAGUAUUACAGUGCGCAUUAAAUAAUAUUAAUCCACAUGUAACUACUUAUACGACAGUAAGGUUUUCAAUAAAUAUAUGUCAAUUAAGCAGAUCAGUAAAGCCGUAUUCCUUUCAAACAAAAGAAUUAAAAAGUCUGGUCGUAAAUUAAAUUCAAUAAAAUAAAAUAAUACAAGGCUAUAUAAAAUCAACGUAAUCCUCUUAAAAUAUGACAAUAAGCUAGGAAACUUGUUGCACCACCAUCAUCAUAUUGAGGAUUCACCGACAAUUUUUUUAACAUCUUUUCAACGGUCUAAAGUAGAAUAUACUUGCAUCAACUUUACUGAUGAGCCCAGCAAGUAUAUUCGGGGCGAAACCGUAUUUAUAAUAUUAACAUCUUUGACUAAAAGAGUCCUUACAAUACAAGUAUAGUAUUACAGUGCGCAUUAAAUAAUAUUAAUCCACAUGUAACUACUUAUACGACAGUAAGGUUUUCAAUAAAUAUAUGUCAAUUAAGCAGAUCAGUAAAGCCGUAUUCCUUUCAAACAAAAGGAAAUGGUAUUCAUACUAAUUAUGGUAAUCAUUCCUAUUCUAUUUGGAUUUCAUUCUUAUACAACUUUGGAAUAGUUCCUAUCAAAUUAUGGUAAUAAUUACCAUAAUAGUAUGGUACUAGUUACCAUAGUAUGAGAAAUUUCUAAGUUCUAUAGUAAUAGUUACCGUAAUAUUAUAAUAAUGGUUACUAUAAGGUAUGGGAAUAAUUACCAUAAUGGUAUGGUAUCUAUUACCAUAGUAUACGGUAACGAUUGCUGUAGUAUUUAGAAAUUUCUCAUAUUAUGGUUACCAGUACCAUAAUAUUAUGGUAAUGGUUACCAUACUAUCAUAGUAAUUGUUACUGUAAUAAUUUGGUAAUUAUUUCCAUGCCUUAUAGUAACUAUUACUAUAAUAUAUGGUAAAGAUUUCUAUAAUAUCUAGAAAUUUCUCAUAUCAUGGUAACCAGUACCAUAAUAUUAUAGUAAUAGUUACUAUACUAUCAUAGUAAUUCUUACUGUAAUUAUCUGGUAUUAUUCGUAUACCUUAUGGUAACUAUUACUAUAAUAUUAUGGUAACUAUUACUAUAAUACUACGGUAACUAUUACUAUAAUAUAUGGUAAAGAUUACUAUAAUAUAUGGUAAAGAUUACUGUAUUAUUUAUAAUUUUCUCAUAUUAUGGUAACCAGUACCAUAAUAUCAUUGUAAUCGUUACCUUACUAUCAUAGUAAUUGUUACUGUAAUAAUCUGGUAAUUAUUCCUAUACCUUACGGUAACCAUUACUAUAAUAUAUGGUAAAGAAUUCUAUAAAAUCUAGAAAUUUCUCAUAUUAUGGUAACCAGUACCAUAAUAAUAUGGUAAUUAUUCUCAUACCUUAUGGUAACUAUUACUAUGAUAUGUGGUAAAGAUUACUAUAUUAUUUAGAAAUUUCUCAUAUUACGGUAACUCUUACUAUAAUAUAUGGUAAAUAUUACUACGUUAUUUAUAAAUUUCUCAUAUUAUGGUAGCCAUUACCAUAAUAUGCUAAUAGUUACCACACUAUCACAGUAAUUAUUACCAUAAUAUCAUGGUAAUAAUUCCCAUACCUUAUGGUAACUACUGUAAUAUACUGUUACGAUUACUAUGAUAUUCAAAAAUUUUUCAUAUCAUGAUAACUAUUACCACAAUAUAUGGUAACGACUACCACAGUAGUAUGGGAACGAUUACUAUGAUAUGGAAAAAUUUCACAUAUGGGAAUAGUUACCAUGAUGAACAGGGCUUAUCACCACACGCAUCUAGGAACCGUUCCUACAUAAAUAUAGAAUUUAUUACUCCGUGACUACAGAAACUAUUCCCUGAGUACGGUAAUCUCUACCACAAUUUAAUUACCAUACGAAACAGGAAUUAUUUCCCUAGUCAUGGUAACUUUACCCACAGCUUACGAGCGUAUAUCCUAUAAUGUCAAGUAAUUAUUACCAUAACAUGGGUUGAUAUUUUAUAAAUCUACUAGUAAUAGUUACCAUAAUUUUCCAAGUACCGUCUCCAGAACUAAUGCACCCAGAAAUCUUCUCAGUUUAGCUCGAGCUCGUAAUUUUUCAUAUUUUUCUUAUCAUUAUAAUAUUUUUUCCUGGGUAAAUAUAAAAAAUAUAUAAAUAGGGAUUAAAAAAACAAAAUAAAUUAUUUUUUAAAAUUUUAUUGGAAGAAAUCGAAACAUUAGAGUUAAAUUAUUGUUUAAUUUAAUAGUAAUAGUUUACAAGUUUUAAAAGAGAGAAAUGUUUUUUUUUCUAUAUAUUUAAAUCACGUCUAAAAAUUCAGGUAUAAAAUAUUAAUAUUAUCUACUAAUUGGUCUAAAUCGCAUUUAAUUUGCGAUUAAAAUAAUCAAAUUAAUUUCAUUACGUCUAUUAAUUAUAAAUAUUAUCCUCUAAAUUUAGUUGAAAUUCAAUUAAAAUUAUCUAGUUCUAUACUUAAAUUUAUAUUGAUUUAAUUCUACUGCUAUUACAGCACGCAAAUUAACAAUUAUUUUUUUCUUCAAAUUUAAUAAUUUGUAAACAAAUUGCAUAAUUGUAAAUAUCAGUAGCUAUUGCGCUACUAAAGCUCAGCUAAAAAAUCCAUGAGUGUAAAUGUAGCAGACAUCAGACAAAUUUAAAAUGGUAAAUAAAUAGAGUAAAUAAUUUUAUAAAAAUGCUCUUAUUAAUUUUUAAAAUUUUUAAAUGCGCAUUUUUUAAAAAAUUUAAUUUCAUUAAUUAUUUAGUCUAUUAAUUAAUAAUUUUAAAUUUAUCUGAUGUCUGCUACAUUCACACUCGUAAUGUAGCAGACAUCAGACAAAUUUAAAAUUAUAAAUAAAUAUAGCAAAUAAUUUUUUUAAAAAUGCAGUGAUCAAUCAUGAUACUGAAGUUAGCAGACGUCUAAUAAUUUUUGAAAUUUAUUUGAAACGAUAAAUAAUAAAAAAAAAAAUAUUUGAAAAAAUUGCACUUAUAGUUUUUUAAAUUUUCUACAUGUGAAUAUUUUUAGAUUUUUUUUUUUGUAAUUUAUUUGUUGAAAAAAAAAAUCCAAAAAUUUUUAGUUGUCGGCUAACUUCAGGAUCAUGAUUAAUUUUUAAAUUUUUUAAAUGCGUAUUUUUUAAAAAUUUCAUUUUAUUAAUUAAUUAGUCUAUUAAUUAAUAAUUUAAAAUUUGUCUGGUGUCUGCUACAUUGUGAGUUUGAAUGGAGCAGACAUCAGAUAAAUUUUAAAUUCUAAAUAAAAAUAGUAAAUAAUUUUUUUUAAAAUGCACUUAUAGAUUUUGAAAUUUUUUAAAUGCGCAUUCUUUA
Messenger RNA from Microplitis mediator, 5444 nucleotides. Its product is annotated as F-box only protein 9. The record is from RefSeq and is a predicted model, not a curated record. The coding region runs from base 154 to 1434 and encodes 426 amino acids. Gene Ontology annotation, molecular function: protein binding. Gene Ontology annotation, biological process: SCF-dependent proteasomal ubiquitin-dependent protein catabolic process. NCBI's taxonomy places the organism in Eukaryota, Metazoa, Arthropoda, Insecta, Hymenoptera, Braconidae. Gene Ontology annotation, cellular component: SCF ubiquitin ligase complex. The transcript has 6 exons.